This is a messenger RNA of Torulaspora globosa, 720 nucleotides long. It is a transcript of the gene RHO3, whose product is annotated as Rho family GTPase RHO3. Bases 1 to 720 code for a protein of 239 amino acids. The transcript has a single exon. NCBI's taxonomy places the organism in Eukaryota, Fungi, Ascomycota, Saccharomycetes, Saccharomycetales, Saccharomycetaceae. The record is from RefSeq and is a predicted model, not a curated record. Gene Ontology annotation, biological process: small GTPase-mediated signal transduction. Gene Ontology annotation, molecular function: GTP binding; GTPase activity.
AUGGGUUUGCUUUGUGGAUCAUCUUCAACUUCGAAAAAACCGAUUGAAAAGAAGAUUGUGAUUCUCGGAGAUGGUGCGUGCGGUAAGACAUCUCUGUUGAACGUGUUUACAAGAGGUUACUUCCCCAAGGUUUAUGAACCUACUGUUUUCGAAAACUACAUCCAUGAUAUUUUUGUUGAUAAUAAGCAUAUAACAUUGUCACUUUGGGAUACUGCGGGCCAGGAAGAAUUUGAUCGGUUACGAUCACUGUCGUACUCCGAUACGGAUACUAUAAUGCUGUGUUUCAGCGUUGACUCCCGCGAUUCGCUGGCAAACGUUCAGCAUAAGUGGGUGGGAGAAAUUGCAGACCACUGUGAAGGGGUUAAAUUGGUGCUGGUAGCGCUAAAAUGCGACCUGAGGAAUACAAACAGCGAAACAAACGCUAUAACGCCCGGCAUAAUCAACCAGCAGAGAAGCCAUCAAUCUGCAACCGACCUGGAGUCUUCAAACAGAAAUGUGGGGGGAGCCAAUAAUGAGGGCAGCAGCGAUAACUAUAUAACGUACCAGGAGGGAUUGGCGAUGGCGAAGAAAAUAGGAGCUCUUCGUUAUCUCGAAUGCAGUGCCAAGUUGAACAAAGGCGUUAACGAGGCGUUUACUGAAGCGGCUCGUGUGGUUCUGACUGAAGAUCCAAAGGGAAAGGACGCUGCAAAGGAUGAUGGGUCCAGUUGUACUAUAAUGUAG